Molecule: messenger RNA, 174 nt
Organism: Penicillium oxalicum
Lineage: Eukaryota; Fungi; Ascomycota; Eurotiomycetes; Eurotiales; Aspergillaceae
Exons: 3
Coding region: 1-174 (57 amino acids)
Source: RefSeq, a predicted model, not a curated record
AUGUAUUCAGAUGCAAAUACCGUCUACAUCACUCGGGAUUCACAAGUCUACCAAGCUGCGCCCACCACCCUUCCCUCGCGCCAGAAAGAGUGGAUCGGAUCUUCUCCAGGGACGUGGAAAAGCGAGGAGAUGGAAAUGACAAGUACAAGUCUCAAGUUGCAGCUGAUAUCAUAA